Lampris incognitus (smalleye Pacific opah) is the source of this 2014-nucleotide messenger RNA. It is a transcript of the gene wdfy2, whose product is annotated as WD repeat and FYVE domain containing 2. The transcript has 13 exons. Bases 471 to 1673 code for a protein of 400 amino acids. The record is from RefSeq and is a predicted model, not a curated record. NCBI's taxonomy places the organism in Eukaryota, Metazoa, Chordata, Actinopteri, Lampriformes, Lampridae. Gene Ontology annotation, molecular function: metal ion binding; protein binding.
UCUGGCAUUAGGUUUCAACUAGACUACAUUUAUUGCGCAAGACUUGAGCCAAAUAUGCACAACAGGCAACAAAAUAAACAUAUUGGUAAUUCUUAGAAAAUAUCAUCACUUCCGUAAGAACAGGGGGAAAACAUCCGGCAGCUUGGCCAUAGUAAAGAAAGGGAAGUGUAUAUGUUCAAUUCAGACAAAGCCACAAAAUAAGACAGUCCACAUUAUUAAUUCCGGUUUUGUCACGGACGUGCCUUUCAAAAUAAAACUUUCUCGACAACGCAUGUGUAAAAAAAAAAAGAUUCAAGGAAGAAAAAAAAACAUCUUUUUGCUUCUGUCCAUAAACACAUAAGAGUACAACACGAGAGUUAUCCGGUUUAACGCUACAAAAAAGCCGUACUUGAGAAUAGGUAAGAAGUCAGCGAGGGGGUUAUGCGACCGAAAGCCAAGACCAGAGAAGGAGGCGUGUGUAUCUGUCCCCCAUGGCGGCCGAAAUCCAGCCCAAACCGCAGACUCGGAAGCCCGUCCUGCUGAGCCAGAUCGAGGCUUUCCAGGAGGUCGUGCUCACGGCGGUGGUCAUCCCGAAGGAGGACGGCGUGGUCAGCGUGUCUGAUGACAGGACAAUUCGGGUAUGGCUGAAGAGGGACAGUGGCCAGUAUUGGCCAAGUGUCUACCAGACGAUGCCAACCUCAUGUUCCUGCAUGUCCUUUAACCCAGAGACCAGGAGGCUGUCGGUUGGUAUGGACAGCGGAAUCGUCUCUGAGUUCAUCCUGUCAGAAGAUUACAACAAGAUGACACCAGCGCGCACGUACCAGGCCCACCAGGGCAGAGUGACCGUAGUGCUGUUUGUGUUGGAGAUGGAGUGGGUCCUCAGCACAGGUCAGGACAAGAACUUCACCUGGCACUGCUCGGAGAGCGGUCAGCAGCUGGGAAUCUACCGAACGGCAGCCUCCGUCUCCGGACUACAGUUUGACAUGGAGACCAGACAUGCCUUUGUAGGAGACCAGUCUGGUCAGGUGACCAUUUUGAAGCUGGAGCAAGACAGCUGUAGCCUUGUAACUACCUUCAAGGGACACACAGGUAAUGUGACAGCGCUGUGCUGGGACCCGGUCCAGAGGGUGCUGUUCUCUGGCAGCUCAGACCAUUCCAUCAUUAUGUGGGACAUUGGAGGGCGCAAAGGCACUGCCAUUGAGCUGCAGGGGCACAAUGACAAGGUGCAGGGCCUGUGCUAUGCCUCUCAUACUCGUCAGCUCAUCUCCUGCAGCUCAGACGGCGGCAUUGUCAUCUGGAACAUGGAUGUGACACGACAAGAGACCCCAGAAUGGUUGGAUAGCGACUCCUGUCAGAAAUGUGAGCAGCCUUUCUUCUGGAACUUCAAGCAGAUGUGGGACAGCAAGAAGAUUGGCCUACGACAGCACCACUGUAGGAAGUGUGGCCAGGCAGUGUGUGGGAAGUGCUCUUCCAAACGCUCAACCAUCCCCCUCAUGGGGUUCGAGUUUGAGGUGCGAGUGUGUGACAGCUGUCAUGAGUCCAUCACCGAUGAGGAUCGAGCGCCCACAGCCACCUUCCAUGACAGCAAGCACAGCAUAGUUUACAUGCAUUAUGAACCCACCACCGGGUGUCUGCUCACCUCCGGCACAGACAAAGUCAUCAAGCUCUGGGACAUGACCCCUGUGGUGUCCUAAGGUCUCUGGUCGAUCAAGAUUUUCACAGGAAGUUCCGCUGACCAAUCAGAAGAAAGCCUGCAUGUUGGGCAGCAGUCAUACUUGAGGUGGAAGAAGAGGAGGAGCAGGGGUAUAACCAGCGAUAUCGACGACCAUGUGGACAGUGUUGGACAUUGACAAAGCCACAUAUUUCAGGCCAGAAGAGCGCACAAAAUAUCUCACAGGGUGACCAGAGGAGAGCAGGGAGUGGAAUUGGUGGAUUAGAUAGGUUAUGGAUAGGGCGUUGUGUGUGUGUGUGUGCACGUCAUGUGUGCAUAUGUGCAUGUAUGUGUGCGUGUGUGCGCCACGUACGUGUGCAUGUG